UGUCAGUUAUAAAACCUGCCUCGACAAAUACACGCCAGGUCUACUGCACAGACUGAGCACACCUUGCAUGCUUGGAUAAGUAAAGUACACCAGGCUGACCACACAAUCACUCUAUAAAGGGAGGUUUUGUUUUGUAGAACAGCAGCAGUGUAUAUGCAAAGAUCACAGAGUUGCUUUCUUUUUUGAUUUAGCGUUUUAGGCAUGUCUAAUCAAAGUCAAUCAUGAUCAAACAGGAUUUGAGGCCUUUGAAUUACUUUGAAAUGUGAAGAGUCUUAGCCAAGACAAAUAAACCUGCUUAUAAACUGUUUGUAAAACCCACUUUGAUCAUAUUUUUAGUCUGUUUUUUUAGCAAAUUAUGAUGUAAAAUGUCAUAAACUGUGUGUUCAAAUUGACACAAGUAAUGAAUAUGUGGUCUUAUGGAGAGAAAGAUUAGCACUGAAUCUUUUUUAUUAGAUACUGGUAGUUGCUCAUUUGUUGUUUAGGUCACUGUUUACACCUGAACGCCAAUAGCCUCACAUGCAGGCAGCGCAGGCGCCAUUAAGAAAACGCAGAAACAAGAUCUUGAAGAUAUUUUAUCCAUAAACCUAUGCAAUCUGCUCCGGGGCAAAGUAGUGGGAAGCGAAUAAGAAAGUUCCCAAGUCUGAGCAGCCAACAGGAUGAGGGAGGCACCCCAACUGCAAAUGACGCAAGAAGGCUAAACUGGACCGUCUACACGGCUGUGUGUCAAUGGUAACAGCACUCAGGACCAUGGAAACGUCCUCUACAACUUUACUGUUGUUGAUGACAUGGAGGGUAUUUUUAGCGGUUGUUGUCAUCUUGCCGUAACAGCCCGGUGUCGUUCGGUAUAAAGGACUCUGUCAAAAUGCAGCUGUACAACAGUGUGCUCACACACUAUCCGAGGUCGUCCCGCAAAGUUACGAUAACUUUAUCGACCGGAUCUGAGCGUUUGAACGGGACAACAGCGAGUCCCCCGCAGGCUGAUAAAGCAGGACUUACACAAGCAGACACAACUCCAACGACAAACGGGAAUCCAGUGAGAGAGACUGCUUCUUCCGCAAACAUGCCUGCCUUUUCAUGUUACGAAGCUUCAUCAAUGAGGCCAAUUUACUUCACGUCGACUGCUGAGAUACUAAUACGCAGACCCGAUGGAGUGGAGAGGUCACUUCCUGUCCAUAUCAUGAGGGAGUCCAAAUCCAAACCACCGUCCCCAAAUUCUCAUGAUGGUGAAAGUAUCAUCUGUAAUGACUCUGAUGUGUUAGUGGACUUGAUGGAUGGGCUGAGAAAUGAGACAGAUGAGCUUUUCCCUGACUGCCCAGAGCUGGUUGGAAACCAUGUUUUGAUCAGUAACAACAUCUGUGGACCCAGAGUAGAAGAAUAUAAAAGAGUGGUGGGAAAUUCAAGUGAAGAUGGAACAGUUGCGAUGACAAAUGCCCCCUUCAGAAGCAAUGGAUGGGCCUCAAUACAUGAAGAGGAGCCAAUCCCCUCUGGGGCAGCUCAGCUUGAAAACCUCAUAAAGGAAGAUUUUAGUGAUCUGAGCAGUGGCAACGCAGCUACACAGUCAGAUAAAAGAAGGGCCUUUGAGCUCAGUGUCCUGCAGGAGUCUCCUCCACAGAGAGGCCCAGAGAGAGCGGAUAUCAACGAUAAAGUCACACGGUACCUGGCUGAAGUAGAGAAACAAAACAAGUACCUCCAGGACAGGCACAAAUACAGGUACCACAUCAUUCCAGACGGCAACUGUCUGUACAGAGCUGUGUGCAAAGCCACGUUCGGGGACCAGGCGAGGCACGGGGAGCUGAGGGAGCAGACGGUGCACCACAUCGCUGACCACUUGGAUGAGUUCAACCCAAUCAUUGAAGGGGAUGUAGGGGAGUUCCUAAUCAACGCAGCGCAGGAUGGUGCCUGGGCCGGAUACCCCGAGCUUCUAGCCAUGAGCCAGAUGCUGAGCGUCAACAUCCACCUUACAACAGGGGGGAGCUUGGAGAGCCCCACCGUCUCCACAAUGGUGCACUAUCUCGGGGAGGAGGACGUCUCCAAACCGGCUAUCUGGUUGAGUUGGCUCAGCAAUGGUCACUAUGACGUCCUCCUGGAUAAGAGUCUCCCCAAUCCGGAGUAUGAAGACUGGUGCAGACACUCACAGAUGCAAAGGAAACGGGAUGAGGAACUGGCAAAGUCAAUGGCGGCCUCUUUAUCCAAAAUGUACAUUGAAAAAAAUGGUUGUGUGUGAAAGAAAUAACGUUGAGAAUUUAAGGAUUUCCACUCUUACAGGAGAGUGCAGAACUGUGGACUCUGCUUGGUUUCUACGUGCUUUAAAUUAUUUUUUUUACAAGAUUUAUAUCGUGAGAGAAUGGAAGUGCAGUGCACAGACAGUACUUUGGUUUUUGUACUUACCAACAUUGCCAAAUUAGUGGCAGUUGUCUCUGAAAGUGUUUGAAAAUGUGUGAGCCUGUUCUUGAUAGUUUGGGUUAUGUUGAUAUGAGUGGAAUACUUCAACGCUGUUCAUAUAUUGUACAUUUAAGUGCUUUUGAGUAUAUUUAUUUGCCUUUUAUCGGCAGAGCAGUUGAUUUUCUAUUAUGCCUAUGCCUUGUAGUCUGUCGCCAAAUAUUUUCAAAUACAGAGGAACUUGGUUUGCAGUUUUUUCGCCAUAGCUACAUUAUUUAAUAUCUGUCUAGCUACUCUCUUUUGCACAUAUCUGACAGUAAGUCCAGAGAGUUUUGAUUUAAGUCUGUUAGAACAUUUUUUUCUAUUAUUCCAGUUCUGUUUGACAAAUUGUUUCAAAUAAAGUUUUUAAGAAACCUGA
Thunnus maccoyii (southern bluefin tuna) is the source of this 2797-nucleotide messenger RNA. RefSeq names its product OTU domain-containing protein 1. Gene Ontology annotation, molecular function: cysteine-type deubiquitinase activity. Lineage: Eukaryota; Metazoa; Chordata; Actinopteri; Scombriformes; Scombridae. The record is from RefSeq and is a predicted model, not a curated record. Bases 863 to 2224 code for a protein of 453 amino acids. The transcript has 2 exons. Gene Ontology annotation, biological process: protein deubiquitination.